This is a messenger RNA of Pseudomyrmex gracilis, 3470 nucleotides long. Its product is annotated as calmodulin-lysine N-methyltransferase. Gene Ontology annotation, molecular function: calmodulin-lysine N-methyltransferase activity. The coding region runs from base 486 to 1523 and encodes 345 amino acids. Gene Ontology annotation, cellular component: cytoplasm. The transcript has 2 exons. The record is from RefSeq and is a predicted model, not a curated record. Lineage: Eukaryota; Metazoa; Arthropoda; Insecta; Hymenoptera; Formicidae.
UGGCGCUUUUAGUCUUGGCCCGUCCCUUCGUCCAUUCUCGUCCUUGCCGGACACCAGCAACCAACCCCCGGCGGCGGCGAAAACCUUCCGUGCGCAAAGGGGAACUAUGGACCGGUUGCAAGACGAGAAGCGCAGUGACGAGGGAGAUUCCGCCUGAUCCACCGGCGAUGAGACCCACGCGUUGCACCCACGUGCCUUUCGCAAAUCUUUACGCGACGACGUGAGAGUUUAUCGACGUCAAAGUUGAAAAUAAUUAUUUAACGGAAUCCUUGGAAAAAAUUUUUCAUCUUUCGCAUUCAUUAUCGCGUGUCGUCGCGGAGAAGAAAAAGAAACGUCGAAAAAAUUGUACAUAGCAAGCAAGAAAAACACAACAACUCUCUUUUCUUCAAAAUACAUCAUAUCCCACGUCGGAGGAAGAAAUCCGAAGAGUGUGCCGAUCGGAUAUCGAGCGCCGAUCGAAUGCAAACCGCAUUAUCGCGCGGGACAUGUCGCAGGAGAUUCGACCGAUUCGUCGGGAGACGAACGAUAGUCGCAACUCGAAGAGGAGCAAUCGCGCUCAGCGCCGAUGGCGCAUUCUGGCCAGGGCGCUGACUCGCUCGCCGGAACCGAUCGGCGGCAGCGAGUCUGACGAGGAGGUGUCGGUGAGACGGUUCACCAGCUUCGGUCUGCUCAGUUGCUCGCUGCUGAAGAACGCGCUGGCGGACGGCGAGUCCAGUUGGUGCGAAUACUCGACCUGGAUGGACGAUCGGUUGUACAACGUGCAGAUACGACGGAUAAACAAGUGCUUCACGGCGAGCGAGCUCAUCGGCUUCAACAACACCGGCAACGUGUGCGUGUGGCCGUCCGAAGAGUGUUUGGCGUAUUAUCUGCUGCGGAAUCGCGGCCUCUGCCGGAAUCGGAACGUCCUUGAACUCGGUGGCGGCAUGAGCUGUUUGGCCGGCGUGCUCGCCGCGAAGUACUGCGAUCCCAGCUUGGUCACGCUCACGGACGGCAACGUGACCAGCGUCGACAACGUGCGUUGCAUCGUCGCCAGGAACGGGAUGACGCAUCUGGUGGAGUGCGGGGUCUUGCAGUGGGCCCGAGCGGCCAGGGCCCUGCGACAGGCGGCUGCGGUCAACGGCAAUCGCGUUAAGACUCGACUUGCGGAUAACGACGACGACGACGACGACGACGAUGAUGACGACGAGGACGAACUACUGCCGUCGAUUCUCUACGACGUGAUCCUCAGCGCGGACUGCCUCUUCUUCGACGACGUCCGGCUGGAUCUGGUGGAAACGAUUUACGGCUGGCUCGCCGACGACGGAGUGGCCCUGGUGAUGGCGCCCAGGCGCGGCACGACAUUCCAAAAAUUCGCCGAAGCGUCGGUCAAACGCGGCUUCGUCGCGCGACAAACGGAGCAGUACGACGACGUGGUGUGGUCGAGACACUUGGAGCUGCUGCGAAACAAUCUGGAGUACUGUCCGGAUCUGCAUUAUCCGGUGUUGCUGGAACUGACCAAGCAGAAGAAGACGCCGCCCGGAUGACCGAGCUCGGUCGACGACGACGACAGUCCCAGUGAAGAAUAACGACACGUUUCGCGACGACCAAAUGUUUUUUUAACGUCUACUUUGUGUGUCUGUAUAAACGCAUAAAAAAAAAAAAAAAAAAAAAAGAAAAAAGAAAAACAAUUACACGUUAGAGAGAGAGAGAGAGAGAGAUAAAUAUAUUUUUUUCAAGAAACGUGCGUUCACCGCACGUGUAUGUGAGAUGUGAAUGAUAAGACGUAGGUGUAAUAAUAAGACUAUACUCCCAUGUUGUGUCUGACAAGUGUCAAGGUUGGGUUUUUAUUAGUGCGUGAUCUGAUGAAACUGUUUAGCGCCCACAUGCGCGAAUCGAUCUUCCGCUCGUACGCAUCGUUCCACAUCGUCGCUUUUAUCGGAAAAAUUCCGUAAGGAAGUCGUGUUUUCGCGUCGUGCGCGCGCGACGUACGAGCGAUUCUCGCUUUUCCACGCGGUUGAACGCGGGGAUUUCGACUUUAUUUUUUUUUUUUUUUUUUUCUGUUUCGUUACCUUAAUCCGCGCGUGGAUAACGUGUUCUCGCGGAUAAACGCGUACGUGUUUGAAAAUGUGUUUGAUAUAUUUGCGCUUUCGUCAGUCUCUCGUGUUUAGUUCGAAUUAAAUUACGCACAGUUAACGUGAGAACGCGUGCCGCACGCGUUUCAAGCACGUUUUGCGACGCCAAGUAACAGACGCGGGCUGAUGCAACGAAGCUGUAAAUCCUACGCUUUAAAUUAAUCCGAUGUAUGAUAUGUAUGUGCGAGCGAAGAUAGACCGCAAGAGUUGUAUUGUUCUCACUCGCGGCAGGUGAGACUGCGUGCUGUGGCACUGUUUCGCAACACAAUUUUCAAUUGUCAGAUAACAGAGAAGAUGAAAAAUGUCAAUAUACAGAGACAAGUGUGUAAUAAAAAAACUUUUCGAAACAUUGUUCCAGUAAGAUUAAAAAAAAAACAUUUUAAACAUCCCUCGCGUACUUUGCGUACCGGGGGAACAAAUUUCGAAUAAUAAUAUUUUUGCGAAACGUGCGACUUCGAUUUAAAGCGGUCGCGAAGAUUGAUGCCGGCGAUUUGACAUUUAUCGCCGCAUUUAAAUCGACGGCAUUAGUCUUCCAAGAGAAAAUAAAUUUAUGAAUUACUGGUUAUUUUCCAAGAGAUAAAUCGAUAUCCAUUUCCCAUCGAUCACAUUCUUCAUUCGAUCGGGUAAAAAAAAUCGGGUGUGCUUCUCGUAGCAGUCAGAAUUUUUCUUAGGAGACGUGUACGUAUCUAUGUAUCCGAACGGAUGGAAAAAAAACAAAGACGAUCGAGUUUCGCGCAAUAGAGUGUCUUGGCGACAGUGGCUUAACGCGAUGCCGGCGUUAAAAUGUUAUCGAUCUUUGAUUGAGACGCGAAGUGGACGGCCUGAGAUGUAUCUUUUAUCUUAGAGUUCUUUCUUCGUUCUCUCGCCAGAACCAAUCUUAAAACGAUCGAAUAGCGUUUGAAUAUAUAGCUCCCCGUUAUCCACAACCUGCGAGCUCUGUGCGUCGCGAAAUUGGAUUAAAAAUCAUCUCCACGCAGAGUAUUUUUGGAUACAACAACAACAACAACAACAACAACAGAGAGUUAUCAAUGUUAUCAAUUAAUUGUUAACUAUUAAGGGUCCAAAGUGAUGUGAAGGUCGCGCGAACAAUUGUCGAUUUGGCGAAUUCGCUGAAUCCGAUGAUUAAUUAGUAAAAUAUUAUUACGCUUGUUAUUACAUUAGGUAACAUAGAUGUAAAUCGUUACGAGAUAAGAUCAUUGCAAGAUGUAACUUUAGGAGGCUAUGCCGCACAGUUAGCCGACGGAACACGAAUUUUUUUUUGUGUGUGUAACAAUUCGUUAAAUAAUGUGAAACUGUAAGUAAGCAAAGCGUUUCGAAAGAUAUUCGAACGUCAAUGUAACAAAAAAAAAAAAAAAAAAA